AUGAACGAAAAAUUCCCGAAUCUGACUAUGGAAUCCUGCGAGAGCCUGGGUUCGAUGCAUCAGCGAGGCAGGCAAAUCCCGCCACCCGCCACGCCCAACCCCGGAUCUACCAGCAUACAUGUACGAGUAGAACUAGUACUACUGUACGAGCCAUCCCGCCUGGUCCUACCGCUCACGACAUUUGGCGGAGAGGCUGCCAUAGCUACAUGCGUACUCGUAUGCCAUGCCGUGAUGGGUCUAUCUACGUAUACACAGAUGGCUACGUACAAACUUGUACAAGCAAAGAGCCAAGACGUGGGACUAUCGUUACUCCCCGAUUGGCUGAGCCAUGAGAGCCGAUUAAGAGUACAACGUUGCAGCAAUGCCUCGAUAUCUCUUGCGCCUGCUGCCGUUUAUCCACCCUCCUUCACCUCUAGACGGCGACGAGCUCUUCAACUAAGUAUGUACUAUAGCUUUAUCUUUAGCUCUAGUACAGAGCUCUCACACGUCAAGCGGACGCUAAUUGCCAGCAUUAUGGCAUCGAGUCAAAAUGUCUCACCCAGGCUUUACCUUUGA
Molecule: messenger RNA, 555 nt
Organism: Trichoderma gamsii
Lineage: Eukaryota; Fungi; Ascomycota; Sordariomycetes; Hypocreales; Hypocreaceae
Exons: 1
Coding region: 1-555 (184 amino acids)
Source: RefSeq, a predicted model, not a curated record